Molecule: messenger RNA, 1446 nt
Organism: Haemonchus placei
Lineage: Eukaryota; Metazoa; Nematoda; Chromadorea; Rhabditida; Trichostrongylidae
Source: the annotation of a GenBank genome assembly
AUGGGUUAGUUAGUUACCAACUGCAACGCAAUUCUAUUAUCAGCGACUAUGCUAACGUCUGCUUCUGAUAAAGACAACAGUGAACAGGGAGUUGAAGCGUCGGCCGUGGUUUCUACUGAGACAUCGGAAUCGGUUCCUGCUUCCUCGGAGGAAGUUCGUAGUGGAAAAGAUAAACCGCGUCGCCACCGACGAGUGCGUCUUGAUGGGGAGCUUUUUCGAGGCGUUGCUGAGGCGAGCAAGCGCGGUAUUCAUCCGGUCAUACGGUAUCCAAUUCCGGGUGGGUCCCUGUGCUACUCGUUUGAAUACCUGCGCAAGACAUCCCGAGGACACCUAGUGUACAGUUGCAGUGGAUGCAAACGAGAUGGCAGAACAACGAGCGUGGCGGUCGUGAAUGGGUCAAACCUUGUUGGUGACCCGGUACUACUGCCACACGUGUGCCUUCCAAGGAAAAAUGUGCAAGAUCAAGUGACCCGGAUGGUUUAUAAGUCAUGCCAAGAAAUAGCAAAGGAUAAACGGCUUGCUCAUUUGAAGCCGAAAGAACUGUGGAUGAACAUAGCCGAUAAAGUGCACUGCAAUGAAGCGGCCGGUGAGGCAGAGCGAGACGAAAUGCUGCUUCACUUUUACAGAAAAGGGUAUGAGUCGCGGCGCCAGCCUAUUGCAAGAGCGGUCAGGAGGUUGCGUAACACCCACGUUGAAAUGGAUAUUGUACCGCAGGAGCACGCCUCGUCACCUGAUAUCUCAGCAAAUAUCCAGCAUACAAGCGACGAAUCUAAGUCUCCGUCAAACUCAGAUUUAGUUUUAGCCAUGGUUGCUACACAGACAUCGAAAACGGAUUCUGCUUCUUCGGAGGGAGUUUGUAAUACAAAAGAUGAGCCGCGUCGCCACCGACGAGUGCGUCUUGAUGGGGAGCUUUUUCGAGGCGUUGCAGAGGCGAGUAAGCGCGGUAUCCAUCCGGUCAUACGGUACCCAAUUCCGGGCGGGUCCCUGUGCUACUCGUUUGAAUACCUGCGCAAGACAUCCCGAGGACAUCUAGUGUACAGCUGCAGUGGGUGCAAACGAAAUGGCAGAACAACGAGCGUGGCGGUCAUGAACGGGUCAAACCUUGUUGGUGACCCGAUACUCCUGCCACACGUGUGCCUUCCUAGGAAAAGCGUGGAGGACCAAGUGACCCGGAUGGUCUAUAAGUCAUGCCAAGAAAUAACGAAGGAUGAACGGCUCGCUUGUUUGAAUCCGAAAGAACUGUGGAUGAAAAUAGCAGAUAAAGUGCGCUGCAGUGAAGCGGCCGGUGGGACAGAGCGAGAUGAAAUGCUGCUUCACUUUUACAGAAAUGGAUAUGAGUCGCGGCGCAAGCCUAUUGCAAGGGCGGCCAGGAGCACACGAGCGACGAAAUGCAGAUCUACCACUCUAGCAAAACUUAGAGGAUGCAAGCUAGCGGAAACUUCCUGA